AGGAACCUAACAAAUGUUUCAGAAUUGCUUCUUCUGGGAUUUUCAGAAGAACCAGAACUGCAGCCCCUCAUAUUUGGAAUUUUUCUUUCCAUGUACCUGAUCACUGUGUUUGGGAACCUACUCAUCAUCCUGGCCAUUGGCUCUGACUCCCACCUUCACACACCCAUGUACUUCUUCCUCUCCAACUUGUCCUUUGUAGACAUCUGUUUCAUCUCCACCACCAUCCCAAAGAUGCUGUGGAACAUCCAGACCCAGAGAAAGGACAUCAGCUACAAAGGCUGCAUCGUACAGAUGUACUUUUUCCUACUCUUUGCAGGGUUGGAUGACUUCCUGCUGACAGUGAUGGCCUAUGACCGCUUUGUAGCUAUAUGCCAUCCUCUGCACUACACGGUCAUCAUGAAUCCCCAGCUCUGUGGAAUUCUGGUUCUGGUUAGUUGGAUCAUCAGUGUCCUAGAUUCCUUGCUACAAAGCCUAAUGACCUUAAGGCUGUCCUUCUGUAGACAGUUGAAUAUCCCUCAUUAUUUCUGUGAACUCAAGCAGUUAAUUCAACUUGCCUAUUCUGACAAACAUCUUAAUAACAUGAUGAUGAAUUUUGCAGCUGGGCUGCUGGGUGGUGUUCCGCUUGCUGGUAUCAUUUACUCUUACUAUAAGAUAGUUACUUCCAUAUGUGGAAUCUCAUCAAGGCAGGGGAAGUGUAAAGCUUUUUCCACCUGUGUAUCUCACCUCUCAGUUGUCUCCUUAUUUUAUUGUACCUGCUUAGGUGUGUACCUUCAUUCUGCAGGGACCCACAACUCACAUUCAACUGCAGUGACCUCAGUGAUGUACACUGUGGUCACACCCAUGCUGAACCCCUUCAUCUAUAGUCUGAGGAACAAGGACAUAAAAAGGGCUCUGCAAGCAUUCUUUUAA
Molecule: messenger RNA, 909 nt
Organism: Phacochoerus africanus (Common warthog)
Lineage: Eukaryota; Metazoa; Chordata; Mammalia; Artiodactyla; Suidae
Product: olfactory receptor 7A10-like
Exons: 1
Coding region: 91-909 (272 amino acids)
Biological process (GO): G protein-coupled receptor signaling pathway
Cellular component (GO): membrane
Molecular function (GO): olfactory receptor activity; G protein-coupled receptor activity
Source: RefSeq, a predicted model, not a curated record